CACAUUAAUCAAAAGGGACAUGUCAAUGGAAUAAAAGUGGAAAUCUCUCAUAUAAAGCUUAAAAAAGGUGCCUUAUUAAAGUUAUUUGCAGUGGUAGCUAAGGACUCCCUUUCUCGUAACCGUAGACAAACCUAUAGUUCGCCUUCUAAGUGCGUCUAAUUAGGAUAAUUUCAAAUUAAAAAAAUAAAUUAGACACCACGCAUGCCCGCCCCUAUUGCUUCAUGUAACUGAGGGGCAACUUCGUUCUGACUCCAGAGGACCCGGACCAAAGUAUUGUCAUCAUCCGCAAGAGUUCGAAUGGGGCAGAGCGACUCUAGUUUUGCCCUCAUCUAUACGCUUUGGCGAUAAAUGAAGACAUGCAGCUUACACCUUCGGUCUUCUACAUCAUCAAUCAAGUUAUUCUCACGACGUAAGAGCCGACACUCGGCCCUGAAGCAUGACAUCAAAGCAGACUACGAAAUGCAAAAGUGUUAUACCACAAGGAAUGGAUUCAGCGACAACGGAAGACCGAGAAACCUGGGGCAAGAAAGUCGAUUUCCUGCUUUCGGUCAUUGGGUUCGCGGUAGAUUUAGCAAACGUUUGGCGAUUUCCUUAUUUGUGUUACAAAAAUGGCGGCGGUGCGUUUUUGGUUCCAUACUGCAUUAUGUUGAUAAUAGGAGGAAUUCCGUUAUUCUACAUGGAACUAGCACUUGGACAAUUUCAUCGGAAAGGAGCCAUAACGUGCUGGGGUAGAAUUUGUCCCCUUCUCAAAGGUAUUGGUUACGCAGUUGUUUUAAUUGCAUUCUACGUUGACUUCUACUACAACGUCAUUAUCGCCUGGGCAUUACGUUUUUUCUUUGCAUCCUUUACAAGUAUGCUCCCUUGGACAACUUGCGAUAACCCCUGGAACACGCCAAACUGUAGGCCUUUCGAUUUUCCAUCUAGAAACUCCUCGGAAUAUAAUAAUACAACACUAAUGGUAGACGGCCUUCCUGUCGCAGAAUCAAGAUUUGCCUCUGCCGCCUCCGAAUACUUUAACCGCGCAAUUUUGGAACUACACCGAAGUGAGGGUCUACACGAUCUUGGCGCGAUUAAAUGGGAUAUAGCUUUAUGUUUACUGGCAGUCUACGUAAUUUGCUACUUUUCCUUGUGGAAGGGCAUCUCCACUUCUGGGAAAGUUGUUUGGUUUACAGCACUGUUUCCGUAUGCGGUCUUACUCAUACUUUUAAUCAGAGGGGUGACUUUACCAGGAUCGGCGGAGGGAAUCAAAUAUUAUCUUAAUCCGAAUUUUUCCGUGAUAACCAAAGCGGAGGUAUGGGUUGACGCCGCAACCCAAGUAUUUUUUUCCUUGGGACCAGGGUUCGGCGUACUCCUAGCGUACGCUUCGUACAAUAAAUACCACAACAACGUUUACAAGGAUGCUCUCUUGACCAGCGUAAUUAAUUCAGCAACUAGUUUCGUGGCCGGAUUUGUGAUUUUCUCGGUCCUCGGUUAUAUGGCGAAUUCGGCUGGACGGCCGAUUCAAGAAGUGGCGACCGAGGGACCUGGGUUAGUGUUCGUAGUGUACCCGGCAGCAAUAGCGACCAUGCCAGGGAGUAUAUUUUGGGCGCUGAUAUUUUUUAUGAUGCUAUUGACGCUUGGACUGGAUAGCUCGUUUGGUGGAUCGGAAGCUAUUAUUACCGCGUUAAGUGAUGAGUUUCCUAAAAUUGGAAGGAACAGAGAGCUGUUCGUUGCUUGCUUGUUCAGUUUGUACUUUGUCGUUGGGUUAGCGUCAUGUUCACAGGGUGGCUUUUACUUUUUCCAUCUUCUCGAUCGAUACGCGGCCGGUUACUCAAUGCUAUUUGCGGUAUUUUUCGAGGCGAUUGCUGUGUCGUGGAUUUAUGGUACUCAACGAUUCUGUGAUGAUAUUAAGGACAUGAUAGGAUUUUCGCCUGGUAUUUACUGGAGAUUCUGUUGGAGAUUUGCGGCACCGCUGUUUUUGAUAUUUAUCAUAGUAUACGGGUUGCUGGGAUACGAACCUUUAAGCUAUGAAGAUUACGUCUAUCCGAAUUGGGCAAAUGUACUCGGAUGGUUCAUUGCCGGAUCCUCGGUGGCAAUGAUCCCCACAGUUGCCAUAAUUAAAAUCAUAAGAACGCCAGGAUCGUGCUAUAAGAGGCUAAGGAUUUUAACAACACCCUGGCGCGACACUCAACUGGGAAAUACAAUAAACGGCGUUGUUCAAUCAGAAAGCACACAGGUAAGGCUCGCAUCUCCAGAAACACCAACAAGUCCCCAAACCCCAGCAGCAGAAGUGUGAGUUGAAACUAAAUCGACUAGAUUUGAUGUUUAUUAUGUUUAGACAUUUUUUUUUAAAUAUUACAGCUUUACUGUUGUAGACGUAUUGACACCAUAGGUAUUUAUAAGUUUUCAGCCUAGGUAGAUAGGUAGGUAUGUAAUAGGCCAAUAACGUGUAUCUAUAGAAAAUUGCUAUCAUCGUAAUCAUAAUAAGCUUUAAAAGUAAUUAUACACAAAAUAUACACAAUGAAUGUAUUUUAAACAUAGUUAAAGUCGACCUAAGUAAGUAUAUAGGGUACUAUACGUACUGAAUAGCAUGAAAGCGAGUAAUGCUUUCUUAACCUGCAAACUGAAAUGCAUUAACAGCCAUAAAUGCAUGACAGUUUGCAAAAAAAACUGUUACUUGUAAUAUGAAAUUAAUUAAUCAAGGUGGUUACAGCGAUUAAGUACAUAGUAGAUAAUAAAAAUGUAAACUCUUUUAGACUAUUGUGUUAUGUAGCAAUACUAAAGCAUUUAAACGUUGACACGUAUUAAACUUACUUCAUUUUCACAUACCUAUGUACCUCUAUAUUUGUAUGUUUGCGAAAAAAUUCAACGAUUAGAUGCCAAAAUUGUUAUGAAUGUGAUACUUAUUAAGUAAUGAACAUCAUUUUGGAACUGCUGUAGUAAAAGAUAAUAACGUAAGAAAAUGAAAGGUAAUGCUUCACCUUUUAGCAAGCACAUAGACAGAUUUUUGUACUUUAAUAUACCUAAGCAUUAAUUAGGGUAUAGGUUAAAGCAUGGAGUAACUAAUCAGCCAUUUAAUUACUCCAUAGGUACUUAGAGGUAGUUAUAGAACGUAUAUCUUCCAUAACUUAAGUAAUUAAUUAGUGUAAUUCUGUAUUGAUAAUCGUUUACGUUUAAUAUGAUAAUCGAGAUUUAUAUCACCAAUGUAAUGAAACACAUCCUGUUA
Messenger RNA from Photinus pyralis (common eastern firefly), 3205 nucleotides. RefSeq names its product sodium-dependent dopamine transporter (gene DAT). Lineage: Eukaryota; Metazoa; Arthropoda; Insecta; Coleoptera; Lampyridae. Gene Ontology annotation, molecular function: dopamine:sodium symporter activity. Gene Ontology annotation, biological process: dopamine uptake involved in synaptic transmission; sodium ion transmembrane transport. The transcript is spliced from 11 exons. The record is from RefSeq and is a predicted model, not a curated record. Gene Ontology annotation, cellular component: neuron projection; presynaptic membrane; neuronal cell body membrane. The coding region runs from base 437 to 2275 and encodes 612 amino acids.